UCCUGGUUUGGGACUACAUCGGAGGCCGUAGCCUACGCCGUGAGCGAGGGUCGAUCAACCGAAGCGAAAACACCUACCACCGUAGCGUUUAUGAUAAUCAAGUCAAUUCCUGGUGUGGCCUUCAUCCUGACAAUUGGAGCUUUGUUGUUCACUCUGUAUCAUACCCCCAGGCAAUCGCCGAUAAUAAGGCUAUCGUUAUCAUCCCCUCGCGACGACGGCGGACCGGCCGACGCGAUAAGAUUUGAUAGUUGAUAGGACCUCCCCCGACCUUCCUCAUCGGGCUGGUAUCAGCAGAGGCGGAAAUAUAUCCGAAUGCCAGAGGUCAAAGCCAUCACUAUAUUAAUGCCAGCCAGUAAGAAAGAGGGAGCAUCCUAUCCUCCAACAAUACCACCUCAUCUAUCACCAUGGCUCGCACUGUCCGCCUCGCCGCCGCCCAACUGGGCACGACCAACAAAUGGGACGCACGAGAGAAUACACUAGACCGAAUGAUCAUCUUGCUCAAAGAUGCUGCUGCUCAAGGCGCGAAGCUGGUCCUCUUCCCGGAAAUCGCAUUCACCACCUUCUUCCCACGCUACCUGAUCCUCGACCAAGCCGAAUUGGAAAGCUGGUUCGAACACGGCGACAUCACCACCGCGUCACGAACCAAAGCACUCUUCGACACAGCUCGCGAUCUUGCCGUGGACAUCAUCGUCGGAUUCGCAGAAGCCACCGAUGGCGGCGAGCACUUCAACAGCUGCGUGUACUACCAUGCCGCAACGGGCUCCAUUCUAUCCAAAUACCGCAAGAUCCAUCUCCCCGGCGACGUCGAGCCCCUCGCCGACCCUACGGCCGUCAAUCAGCUCGAAAAACGAUACUUCCGACCGGGAAACCUCGGCUUCCAGGCCUUUCGUGCCCCUGGCCUUCUUCUCCCCCCAGACAAAGACGACACUCCAGACCCGAUCUUGGGCAUGAUGAUCUGCAACGACCGCCGCUGGGCCGAAUCCUGGCGCGAGUACGGUCUCCAAGGCGUUGAAAUCGUCGCAUGUGGAUUCAACACGAACGGCUACGCGCCACAAUUCUGGGGCCAGUCAGCCGACAUGGACCCCAAGGAAGCCGAGGAACUCUCCCUCUUCCACCACAAACUAGUCAUGCAAUGCCACUCCUACACCAACGUCUGCUUCUCCAUCAGCGCCGCCCGCUGCGGCCUCGACGACGGCAAAUACCCCCUCAUCGGCGGCUCGACCAUCAUCGACCCCGAGGGACGCAUCAUCGCAGAGACCAAGUCCACCGACGACGAAAUCAUCGUCGCAGACUGCGACCUCACUCUCUGUCGUGCCGGAAAAACCCGCACCUUUGACUUUGCCCGUCAUCGUCGCAUCGAGCACUACGGCCGAAUCACCUCCCAGACCGGCGUGAUUGAACCGCCUCUUCUCCAAACAUCACCCUCAACCAACACCCCCAUCCCAUCCCCAUCCAAACGAACCCUCCGCAUCCUCCUCAUAAACCCCAACUCUACCCCCUCCAUGACAACCAACUGCAUCAACCUCGUCACGCCAACCCUCCCACCCGACGUCUCCCUCCACGGCUUCACAGCCCCAGUCCCCGCCCCAACAGCCAUCGAAGGCAUCCUCGACGGCGUCCUCUCCGCGGCGGCCUCCCUCAGCGCUCUCCUCCCCCUCGCAGACCAAUACGACGCCUUCCUAGUCGCCUGCUACAGCGACCACCCUCUCAUCCGUGCUCUGCGCGAGGAACUCCCCGCCCCAGUAAUGGGGAUCAUGGAAGCGAGUCUCUUCGCGGCGCGGAGUAUAGGGAAUCGCUUCGGGGUGGUGGUUACAUCGACGCGCUCGAAGAUUAUUCAUGCUGAUGCGAUUAGACACGCUGGGUUGGAUGGGUUCUGUGCGGGCGUGGAGGCGUGUGGAUUGGGUGUCUUGGAGUUGGAUGGGAAGGGUAAGGGUAAGGGUUUGGAUGUUGUAGGCGCGGUGUGUGGGGCUGCGAAGACGUUGGUCGCGGAGCAGGGUGCAGAUACGGUUAUUCUUGGGUGUGCGGGGAUGAGUGGGCUUAAGGGCUGCGUGGAGAAGGCUGUUGGGAAGGAUGUUCAGGUUGUUGAUGGGGUGGUGGCCGGGGUGCAUCAGCUUGUGGGGUUGGUGAGGAUGGGGGCAAGGACGGCGAAGAAGGGCGCGUAUGCUAGUUCGAGGGUGGGGAGGUUGGCGAGGGGGCAGGAGUAUCUUUGAUGGAUUGGAUUGGAUUCGGUUGGAUUGUGGAGGUUGAUUGAUGUGGGGUUUGGCUCAUGAUUGGGAUAGUAGUAAGGUAUUUGAAGUU
Messenger RNA from Aspergillus sclerotioniger CBS 115572, 2298 nucleotides. RefSeq names its product carbon-nitrogen hydrolase. The transcript has a single exon. The coding region runs from base 405 to 2210 and encodes 601 amino acids. Lineage: Eukaryota; Fungi; Ascomycota; Eurotiomycetes; Eurotiales; Aspergillaceae. The record is from RefSeq and is a predicted model, not a curated record.